Striga hermonthica is the source of this 873-nucleotide messenger RNA. Lineage: Eukaryota; Viridiplantae; Streptophyta; Magnoliopsida; Lamiales; Orobanchaceae. The record is from the annotation of a GenBank genome assembly.
AUGUUGGUCGAAAGCUCAGAUAACUCUCUGGGCUCUGUGCGCUUUGUUCCCGUAUUUCAGUUUUAUGAUGCUCAGUUUGAGGAAUGUGGUGCUAAAGGUCCUCGACCAAGGUACCCUCGGGUAUGGAAAACCAAAAAGAAGAUAGGGACAAUUUCAAAAUCCCUGAAGCUCGUUGAAUGUAUUAAGGGAUUAUCAAAUGUGAAAGUUGAAGUGUAUGGUGCCCUUGAUUCCUUCAUUGCCUGGGAAUUAGAGUUUCCGUUGAUUACAGUGAAGAAAGCUAUAAAAAGCCUCGAGCAUGAAAAGGAGUGGAAGAGGAUAAUUCAGGUGACAAAAUGGAUGCUAAGCAAGGGACAAGGAAGAACUAUGGGGAGCUAUUACAUUUUGCUGAAUGCUUUGGCCGAGGAUGGGCGGCUUGACGAGGCUGAGGAGCUUUGGCAAACAUUGUUUUCUCAGAACUUGGAAAGUAUGUCUCGUAUGUUCUUCGAGAAAAUGAUUUCUGUGUACAGUCAAAAUGAAAUGCAUGACAAGAUGUUUGAGAUAUUUGCGGACAUGGCAGAGCUUGGAAUCCAGCCGACUGUGCCAAUAGUCACCAUGGUCGGUGAUGUUUUCAAGAAGCUCGACAUGUUGGACAAAUACAAGAAAUUACGGAAUAAAUAUCCCCCGCCCCGGUACAUCAAGGGUAAGCGCGUGAAAGUAAAGAUGCAGUAUGAUGAUCAAAACGAGAUUGACAAUAGUGAGAUAAAGGGUUCUGAUGUGAUCAAUGGUGGUGAGUCAUUGAAACUGCAUGAAAAUGGUGAGGUAAGUGAUUGUGAUUGUGCUAAGGAGGAUAAAUUGUAUCUGCCUGAAAAUAUUGAUUCCAAUGUAACAGAUUGA